CAAAAUGAGACCUGUUCCUGAAGCCACUGGCUCUCCUUCGCGCGAACACAACGACUGGAGCAUCCAGAUCGACCGGUUCGGCCUGAGUCCGCGCCGACUGAAGAUUGUCUGUGUCGGCGCUGGAUUCUCUGGUCUGACGCUGGCCUACAAGCUGAAGCAUGAGCGACCGUUGGAUUAUGUCGAUUUGGUGAUUUACGAGAAGAACAAUGAGGUGGGAGGGACCUGGUAUGAGAAUGUCUAUCCCGGUGUUGGCUGUGACAUUCCUGCUCACAGCUAUGUCUUCCCCUUCGAGCCCAACCCCCGAUGGUCCAAGUUCUACGUGGAAGGAGCAGAAAUCCAGCAGUACAUCCUGGACACGACAGAGAAGUACAAAUUAAGAGAGAAUAUCACCUUCAACACCAAGAUCACCAAGUCGGUCUGGGAUGAGGACAAUGGCAAGUGGAAGAUCGAGCUGGAGCAGCACGGCAGUCUCAUCCACGAUGAAGCCGAUAUUCUCAUCAACGGCAGUGGCAUUCUCAACCAAUGGAAAUGGCCCGACAUCGAAGGACUGCAUUCGUUCCAAGGAAAGCUGCUUCACAGCGCCAAAUGGGACCCCAACUACGACUAUACAGACAAGAAGAUCGCCGUCAUUGGCAAUGGCUCCUCGGCCCUCCAGCUCGUCCCAGCCAUCCAGCCGAAAGCGUCAAAACUGGUCAACUACAUCCGCCAGCCCACCUGGGUGUCGACCAAUCUGUGUGGCAACGUCACCAAAGACCAGAUGGGCACCAACUUUGCCUUUACCGAAGAGGAGAAGCAGGAAUUCGCGGAUGAUCCGGGAAAGUUUCUCGCAUACAGAAAAUAUGUUGAAAACUCGGUCAACUUUGUCUUCCGGCUGAUGCUGUCCGGGUCGGAAGAGAACAAGUUCAUCCACGAUCUGGUCGAAGGCGUCAUGAAGCAGCGGCUGGCCAGGAAUCCUCACUUGAUCGAGAAGCUCAUUCCGGAAUAUGAGACUGGCUGCCGUCGUCUCAGUCCGGGCGAUGGAUAUCUCGAAGCGCUGCAGGAAGAGAAUGCCAAAUGGUGUUUCAGCAAGAUCAAGCGAAUUACAGCAAAUGGAAUUGAAACAGAUGAAGGCGAGGAAGAGUUUGACCUUAUCGUCUGUGCCACUGGAUUCAACACCUCGUUUGUUCCUCCGUGGAAGCUGAUCGGUCGUGAUGGCCAUCGCCUGGACGUCGCGUGGAUGAAGAAACCAGAAGCCUACUUUUCCGUCUGCGCGGCGGGCAUCCCCAACUUCUUCAUGUUUGCCGGGCCCAACUGCCCCAUUGGCCAUGGAUCCGUGCCGCAGAUGCUGGCCUGGAGUGGCGAUUACAUGCUGGAUUGGGUGGAGAAGAUGGCGGUUGAUGAUAUCAAAUCCAUCGCGGUGAAAGAGUCCGUCGUACGGGACUACUAUGUCUUUGUGCAGGAGAACCUCAAACGGGCUGUCUGGUCCAAGGGAUGCCAUACCUGGUAUAACAGUGCAAAGGGCAACGAGCAGACACCGACGGCCAUGUAUCCAGGCAGUGCUCUCCAUUACAAAGGUAUGUCCCUAUCCAUCUCUACGGAUGACGCUGACCGAAUAGCUGCUCUCGAGACCAUCCGUGGCGAACAUUUCGAUAUUCGAUACGAAACAGCGAAUCCCUUCAAGUAUCUGGGCAAUGGCGAGAUGGAGUUUGAACGCACUGGAGGGGAUCUGUCGUAUUAUCUCAAAUGAUGACUUGUAUAUGUAGGAAUGUAGGAUACGAAUGCACUGCCACGAUGAUAACACCGUUAAUUCCUAACUCCGUCACUAUUUGGAGAACAGCAUCCCUUGAUCUCUGACUCAAUCAACAUGAAGAUCAUUCUCUCUGGCUGCAC
Aspergillus wentii DTO 134E9 is the source of this 1869-nucleotide messenger RNA. RefSeq names its product flavin-containing monooxygenase. Bases 5 to 1726 code for a protein of 573 amino acids. The record is from RefSeq and is a predicted model, not a curated record. Lineage: Eukaryota; Fungi; Ascomycota; Eurotiomycetes; Eurotiales; Aspergillaceae. The transcript is spliced from 6 exons.